CCUUUCCUAAUCCAUUCACCCAUUAAUUUAGGGAGGGUUUCAUCAAUCUUGAAGAUUUGCAUCUUUUGAUUUUCUUGAUUUUCUUUUUUUGGUAGUUUUUGUUUAGAGGGUGAGUAGGAACAAAUUUUCAAAAUGCCUCGUCGUGUGAAGGAAGAGGAGAAAGUUGAGAUGAUCAUCCGCGGCCUUCUCAAGCAACCGGACAAUAGGAGAUGCAUCAACUGCAACGCGUUGGGGCCGCAGUAUGUCUGCACAACUUUCUGGACAUUCGUCUGCACAAAUUGCAGCGGAGUACACCGGGAAUUCCAGCAUCGCGUAAAAUCAGUGUCAAUGGUAAAAUUCAGUGAUGAAGAAAUCAUGUCUCUUCAAGCUGGAGGAAAUGAGAGGGCAAAGCAAGUUUACUUCAAAAGUUGGGAUCCUUAUCACAAGACUUAUCCUAAAAGCAGUAAUAUUGAGAGGCUUCGAGAGUUUGUGAAAAGCGUUUACAUUGAUAGAAAGUAUGCCGGUGAUAAUAGCUCCAACAAGCUACAAAUGGCCCAAUCAGAACCAAGAAACGCCUUAUGUGAGUGGCCGUCUGAGAGGUCUCGUUGGGGUAGAAGGGAUGACUAUGUGGGGAGGUCUCCGGGUAGCAGUAGCUGUGGCAGAGACGAGUUUCGUGACCACAGUUUAUUCGAGAGAUCUCUUUCAUCUGGUGGGUUGAAUUUGAAGGAUUUCUUGGAGGAAAGAAGUGCAACAAACAGCGCAGUGAUUCCAAGGUCUAUCAGCAACAGGAACCGUUCCACUCAUUUCGAGAUAAUUGAUGACAGGUUUCGAGAAGAUGGGAGUGUGAAACGCUACGACAGGAACUCUGGCUCUGGAGGCAGGUCACCUUGCUCUAUAAGGAGUGCGUCAAGUCUCUCCCCUGUCAACGCGUUUUUGGGAUGCAAAUCACCCGAUCUACGAGUAGCUGCACUCGAUGAUCAUAAGGCCUCUCCUACAGGUCACGAGAAGAUUGUUGCUGCUGCUGCCUCUAAAGAGAAGGAAAACGAGGCAGCAAAUUCAAUGAGCUUGAUCGAUUUUCUUGAUGCAAAACCACCCGAGGCUAACGAGCAAGUGGCUUCAGAAACUAGCAAUGAAAGCAGAAGCAUUGUUCCUAUGAAUUCAAUUGAGGCUUUGCUGUUUGAACUCUCGGAUCCCAUGCCUUCGUCUCCAGCUAGUGCCUCUGAAACAUCUCUUGCAGUUGCAACUGUGAACAGCGCGAAUAAUGCUACUGAUGUCGAGACAGAAGAAGCACCCGGGGUACCUGACUACCCUGAACCUCUUGCUCUCACUGUCAUGAAAAGUGACCAACCGUUGCAUAGAGACGUCACCAAUCAUGUGAUGCAGCAUGUCCACACACAUCAUAUAAUGCCUCCCAACACUACUACUAUACAAAGCGCUUCAUCCGUUGAAUCUUCAUUGAAUGAGCAAGGGUGCAGAUCACUUUCACCGGAUGAUCUGAGGCGAACGAAGAGCGUUUCAAACGUGCAAUCAUUAGAAGCUGCCAAUCAUUCACCUUGUGCUAGGAAGGAAAUCCCAGAGAAUCUUUUCAGUUCGGGUUUCGUCUCGUUCAAUCCACCAGUCGCUGGAUGGCAGAUGCAUCUGCCUCAUGGAGGAAUGCAAUUCCAUCAUCAUCCUGCAAUGCAUGUGGCCACGUAUCAGAAUCCCCCGAGACCAAGGAAUCCCUUUGACAUUGAUGAUGAUGACAGAAUCCAAAUUCAAGCAGCAACAUUCACGUCUAUGUCACCGUUGCACGGAGCUCAUCCAAACAUGUUGAAUCCAGCAGCUUCACAGCCUCAGCCUUCACCUUAUUAUCUAUCUCCUCAACCAUACAUGACCCCAUAUGGCAUGAACAUGCCUCAAGUUCCUGAAGCUUACAUGGUGCAGCUUCCAAACAACAUGCUUCUUACAAGGCCAGAAGGGAAUGGCAACUUUGGCACAAGCGAAGACGCCUUUGCUUCCCUGAAUCCGAUCAGACGCUCCUUGCCUAGUUCUCCGUUGCCACGAGGAAAUCCAUUCGGAUGAUGGCUUGAAUGGUCGUGUAUUGAGAUACAAAAGUGUGUUGCCAGUGCCAUGAUGCUGUUACACUAAAGAUUAGAAAUGGAGGCAAUGUGACACAUUAUAUGAUGAUGAUGAUGUUGUUGUUGUUGUAUACUCAACCCUCUCCUAUAUAAUUGAAAGCUUUGUUUAUUUGAGACACACUCAA
This is a messenger RNA of Salvia splendens (bonfire salvia), 2221 nucleotides long. Its product is annotated as probable ADP-ribosylation factor GTPase-activating protein AGD14. The record is from RefSeq and is a predicted model, not a curated record. The coding region runs from base 133 to 2040 and encodes 635 amino acids. Gene Ontology annotation, molecular function: GTPase activator activity. Lineage: Eukaryota; Viridiplantae; Streptophyta; Magnoliopsida; Lamiales; Lamiaceae. The transcript is spliced from 13 exons.